Penicillium longicatenatum is the source of this 621-nucleotide messenger RNA. RefSeq lists its product as uncharacterized. The transcript has a single exon. The coding region runs from base 1 to 621 and encodes 206 amino acids. The record is from RefSeq and is a predicted model, not a curated record. NCBI's taxonomy places the organism in Eukaryota, Fungi, Ascomycota, Eurotiomycetes, Eurotiales, Aspergillaceae.
AUGACCAACGCCAUGGGCCCCUCGCACACAGUCCUCAAAACCAUCCUCAAAUCACUAAGCUCUUCGCGAUGGUCUCUCACACGCACACUACGCAGUACAAAUGCGAAUGAGAUCAAUGGCCAACUUAGCGGCACAGCAACCUUCACCCAACUCUCCGCGGAACAAGAUUGGCUCUACACCGAAAGUGGCCAAUUCCCCGCCUCCGCACUCCCCCCUGCACUGGCAGGCAUGGCCAAUGCGACCUGGUCCAAAAAGUAUAUUUGGCGGUUGAGCGACGCGACGUCACAGCUCAGCGUGUGGUUCGUCAAAGUUGGCUCCGGUCCCGACGAGGCGGAUUAUCUCUUCCACAACUUUGAUUUCACCGACGAUGGAAGAAUAUCUUUAGACGGCGGCGAGGAACAUUUCCCGCCUGUUCCUGUUCUGCCGGUAGAUGCCAAGGAUGAUCAGACCUAUGUUCUUCAGGCAAGGGGGGACCAUCUCUGCAUUAAUGAUAUGUAUCGCACAUCAUAUGCGUUCCGCUUUCUUCGUGACACGGAGGAGUUGGUGAGCUGGUCCAGUUUACAUGUUGUACGGGGUCCAGCGAAGACGCAGGAAAUUCGAAACCAAUAUGCGCUGCUAUAA